AUGGGCCCGGGGUCGGCGGGGAGCGUGGGCCCUGACCCGCUCAUGGCCCUGCUGGUCGUCAUCCUGCUGGCCCGCUUCCUUCUCUGGUCCUGCCUCGGCGCCUUCAUAGACUAUAAGUUGGCCCGACGGCGCGCCCGGAAGCCCAAGGAGGACUAGGGCAGGAGGACUCUGAGCGGCCAGGAGGGCGCUGCCCCAGAGGGGCCCGGUCCUGAGCUGAGGGCUUGUGGGACAGGGCAGGCCCGGCGGUGUCCUGGUCACUAGCCCGUCCAAGGACGGGACCAAGGGGCCGUCAGGUUCCGAGGCUGCAGCUGGAGGGAGGGGGCUGCAGCCCUGAGGGUGGGUCUUGCUUUCAGACACUCUGCCUCCAGGUCUUUGUAAGUGUGUUUGCAGGGGGAAGUGGGGACAAGCCCCAGGGCUUGUGUGGGUCCCGGGACAGAGGCGGCCACACCACAGGCCAGCCCUGCUCCUCGGCCCCCUCGUGCCCCCCCAGAGGGUGCUAGUGAGAGCAGUCAGCUGCCCUGCUCUCCCCGGAGCAGAGCCCCGGAGGGCUUCAGGACAGAGGCGGCACCUGCGUUGGAGCCCAGCUCUGCCGACUGUGUAAAUUCUCUUUCUCUGUCUCUAAAAUGGGCCCAAGAAGCCCCACCUCCCUCCUCAGCAGGGUAGGAGGAGGGUGGGAGGAGGGGUGGGGGCUCGCCGCCUGCACCCUGCUGGACAGUGUCGGAGGGAGGGCAGGGACCCAGGGCCCUCUCUUCCUCGGUACUUGUAAGCGUGUGGCCGAGACACACCUCAGAAGGCGGGCAGGCGGCAACCUUGACUCAGACCCCGGAACCCGGACCUUCCGCCUGCCCGUCACACCCCGCGUGGGAGCGGUUCUCGGCCUGCUGGCUGGUUCUAACCACUUGCAGAUUUUAGCAAACACGAUGGCCGGGCCCCCCAGAUGGAGAAGCACGGGCAGGGACAGGGGGUCCUCGGGAGGCUGGCGCCUGGCGGCCCAGGACUGGGGACGUCUGUCAGAGCAGACUCAUAGAGAGCUGGUGUCGCUGACCUGGGCGAGCAGACUUGGGAAGCCCCGGCCACCCACCUCGCCUUGCAGCGUCCUGGCAGAGGGACCAGAGGGACCACAGGCCUGAGCGGGGACGCGGCGGGACCCCAUGAGUCACGGACACCGAGAUCUUGUUUUGCUCCCGGAAGACCUUCCAUGCUCAAGGCCACCGCAGCGACAGG
Messenger RNA from Suricata suricatta (meerkat), 1224 nucleotides. It is a transcript of the gene SMIM38, whose product is annotated as small integral membrane protein 38. The record is from RefSeq and is a predicted model, not a curated record. The transcript has a single exon. Lineage: Eukaryota; Metazoa; Chordata; Mammalia; Carnivora; Herpestidae. The coding region runs from base 1 to 156 and encodes 51 amino acids.